Molecule: messenger RNA, 1959 nt
Organism: Lycium ferocissimum
Lineage: Eukaryota; Viridiplantae; Streptophyta; Magnoliopsida; Solanales; Solanaceae
Exons: 9
Coding region: 96-764 (222 amino acids)
Molecular function (GO): DNA demethylase activity; DNA N-glycosylase activity
Source: RefSeq, a predicted model, not a curated record
UCAGGCCUGUAAAUUUUGGCCCUUUCUGGCCCUAUUUAAUUGGCUGUUAAACACGUGGAAGGGCUUUAUAUCCACGUGUGUAUAGCAGAAAUUGCAUGGUCGUAUACUCAAAAGGCAGAGAAUUUCAAGCGACCUUACUUUCAACUCUCAAUCUCUUUCAAUUUUUCAGAUCUUUCAAGAUUGAAACAGGAAAUGUAGCUUCAGAAGAACCUAUAAAAGAGAAGUGCCAAUGCUGCAACUUUGACGAAACUCUAAACAAGGCCGUGAAGUGUAAAUUCUGUUACUGCAAUGGAACUCAAAACAAGGUCGCUGCAUUAAAUAUAGGACCUGAAGCCAAUAUUCAAACUUUUUGUGGGACACUUCAGAAGAGGAGCCUUGGAACAACUGGUUCUGUCCUUCCCCGGACCCUGCCAAUGCGGGAUGCUUGUGCACUGCCCAUUUGUGGGACACUUCUGAUUCCGUGUCGAACAACAAAUUGGGGAAGAUUUCCACUCAAUGGAACAUACUUCCAAGUAAAUGAGGUUUUUGCAGAUGAAGGUUCCGCUCAACAGCCAAUUGAAGUUUCAAGGGCAUGGAUAUGGAACUUGCCAAGAAAGACCCUAAACUGUGGCACCUCCAUUAGAGCAAUAUUUAAAGCGUCUUUGGAUAUUGGAACAUGGUACUUUUUAUACCGAGAGCUAAAAGGAGAUAUGGAUGAUUACGAGAUGCCGAAGAGCAAGUACCUCCAGGCUCCAUCUUUUGCCAUGAGUGCAUCAGAGGAAUGAAAGCCAUUUUUGUUAUUGCAAAAGUUAUUUGUCUUUAUGGAUAGAAGUUAUUAUGUUUUUUUAAUGAUUCUCCCAGCAGAGCAGCAAAGAAGUUUAUGCCGUGGUCUUAGAAUUAUAAAAGUAUUAGCAUGUUAGAAGAUUCAACCAUUACCCUCUACAAAUUAUCGGAAUGUCAAAUAGUUGCAGGUGCCGAUUGAAAGAGGAAGUACUUCAUCAGAAGAAAAUGAUGGUAAACAAGAAGCAUUGCAGGAGGUUGACGCACAUGUAAAAGCAGUUUUUAUGAGACAUUACCAACUUGUAUUUAAUGAGAGUUGGAGAGGCUGUUUUCGAAAGAGAGGCUAUUUCUGAAAGACUCCCGGCUCAAAAAAUGAGACAUCAAAAUAGCAAGAUACAAAGGAUAUGCAGCAAAAAUAGGAAUACACAUCAAAUCAUAGGAGACUACGCGAUAAUUGAAUACUACCACUAAAAGGGAAAGUUGAGAAGAGGGGCUAUCCCCGUCUCCCACACAGGGUGUGACAACACACAACUACCUACUAGCCUUCUACCUUAAUCCUCGACCUUCAUACCUUCCUAGUCAGGUCCUCAUCUAUGUCCUGUCUAAUCACCUUCUCCCAUUUCUUCUUCGGCCUACCUCUACCUCUACCUCUCCUACCCUUGCAACGGCCAACCUCUCACAGCUACUCACUCACGCAUCCUCACACUUUCUUCUUCACAUGCCCCAACCAUCUCAGCCGCGCUUCCCUCAUUUUGUUCUCCGCUGAUGCCUCUCCCACCUUGUGCCGUAUAUAACUUCGUUCCUAAUCAUAUCUCUCCAGGUAUGCCCACACGUCCAUCUAAGCAUCCUCAUUUCCGCUACCUUCAUCUUCUAAAUAUGGGCAUUCUUGAUUAGCCAUCACUCUGUCCCAUACAUUAACGUCGAUCUAACCACCACUUUGUAAAACUUACCUUUAAGCCUGGACGAUACAUUUUUAUUGCGCAGUACCCAGAGGCGAGCCUCCACUUCACCCAUCCCGAUCCAAUACGAUGAGCACAUCGUAUUGGAGCAUCUUCGUCAAGAAGAUACAAAUGAUCAUUGAUACAAAUGAUCAUUCUACAUAUAAUAUAGUGUAUGAGGAAAUCAUAGGCAUCUAGUAGAUCAGUUGGUUGACUACCUGAAUUUUCACUUUGUUGGUGAGGGUUUGAAUCCCCACGUUAU